UCCGUCUCGCAUUGAAUGAGUAGUUGAUCGGUAGUGCCUCGCGCUUGUUCUGUUCUGUGAGUCGCCGUGAAUGUCUUGCUAAAAAAAUGAUUAAUAAUAAUACUUCAAAAAAUUUUUUUGUGGACUCGUUGUUAAAAGAUGGUGCCCCUAGUGCAUGUGAACCGCAGUUGCCGCCCUACAGACCUAACAUGCCCAUUCCCUUUCCUUAUGCAAAUUUUGUUAAUAAUUAUAUGACGCCGUUUUUCACGUCAUGGUUUUCCGGACCGCGGUUCUUCCCAAACAGUGCACCAGUUCGUCCAGUUGCUCUUAUGCCUCCCGUAGCUAGGCCUGUCGCACCUACGGAUUUCACUCCACCACCCUCAACAGCGGGGUCUUUGCACUCAGAAAAUGAUUUAAGUUUGCUAACGAGAGAUCAUUCGCCCGCUAGUAGCAGAGAGUCAUCCUUAAGCCCUACCCUACCAGGCGCAGAAGAUUCUACCAGUUACGAAACAGCAUCAGACCGUAAUUCGACGAGCAAGCGAAUAAGAACAGCUUUCACCGCUAAUCAACUGUUAACCCUGGAGAAAGAAUUUUCGCGUAACCAAUACUUGAUGAGAUUGAGACGUAUUCAAAUUGCCAAUUGUUUGAACCUAUCUGAAAAACAAGUAAAGAUAUGGUUCCAAAAUCGAAGAGUGAAAUGCAAGAAGGAAAUAGCAGAAAGCACUGGUUUGAAAUCAAACGAAAAUUGUGCCUGCAGAUGUAAUAGGUCAGAAAAAGACUCAGAUCUAGAUUCAUGUUGUGAAAAUAUUGAUGUGGAAGAGCAUUGAAUAGCAUUUAAAAUUACACAACUUAAACUUUUCGUUAUUUGAAGGUAGUUUUAUUGAAACAGUGUCAUAAAUGUAAAUAUGAGUCAAACUUAUUCAUAGAUA
Molecule: messenger RNA, 908 nt
Organism: Dendroctonus ponderosae (mountain pine beetle)
Lineage: Eukaryota; Metazoa; Arthropoda; Insecta; Coleoptera; Curculionidae
Gene: Ind
Product: homeobox protein Hox-D3
Exons: 1
Coding region: 87-806 (239 amino acids)
Biological process (GO): regulation of transcription by RNA polymerase II
Cellular component (GO): nucleus
Molecular function (GO): DNA-binding transcription factor activity, RNA polymerase II-specific; RNA polymerase II cis-regulatory region sequence-specific DNA binding
Source: RefSeq, a predicted model, not a curated record